Molecule: messenger RNA, 993 nt
Organism: Penicillium malachiteum
Lineage: Eukaryota; Fungi; Ascomycota; Eurotiomycetes; Eurotiales; Aspergillaceae
Exons: 1
Coding region: 1-993 (330 amino acids)
Source: RefSeq, a predicted model, not a curated record
AUGAUUAUAGAGAAGCUGAGGGACGGUGUCUUCAGCUGGAUCAGUGCGGGUGAUGACCUCGAUGUACGCGGGGACUUACAAACUCAUGCCGACAAGCGAUGUGGCGAAAGCUGCAGUUGGCUUUUCGAGGAUGAAAGGUUUCGGAAAUGGGCCGAUACAAAAUCCUCAUCCAACAUUUUGUGGUAUACAGCGCCCCCAGGAUCUGGAAAGACAGUCCUCUCUUCCACUGUGAUCAAGCAUUUUGAAAAACAAGGUCUUCCGACGGCGUAUUUCUUCUACUCUUUCAGUGACUUUACAAAGAGACAAGCCUCGACAGGAUUGAGGGCUCUCGCUCUUCAACUCCUUAACAUUCUCAAAACAGACAUUCCCGACCGAGUCAAAGAGCUUUAUCAAGAGGAAAUUGCCCGAUAUGCAAAGAACAUGCGCCUAUCAGCACUCACUGUUGAGGUAUUGCACCAGCUCCUGAACCAAUGUCCUCUGGCCUAUGUCGUCAUAGAUGGGUUGGAUGAGUGUAUGGACGACGUUAAGGCUCGUGAGAUGCUUUCUGUCCUUUUGAACCAGUCUGUUUACGGCACCAUAAAAUGGUUUUUCACAAGUCGCCCAGAUGGUCAAAUCCAGGGUAUGAUGGAUGGAUUGAAGUCAGCGACCAUAUCACCGCCGAUGACCAUUAUACAGACAGAGAUUCGUUCCUUCCUCACUGAAGGACUGGGAGGCAUGACUGACAUUAUUGAUGAAGUUGAAAGCUUCGUCGAUCACAGUGAAGGAAGCUUUCUUUACUCUCAGUUCCUCUUGGAUACACUUCGUGGGGAGGGUGUCACCUGCGAUGAUGAUAUCAGAAGAGCUUUGAAUGAGUUUCCGAAAGGGCUGACUGGGUACUACAUGCGAACCUUGGUCAAGCUGUGUGAUAAAAGCGAUGCACAACAGGAUCUAGUCAGGUACCCAUCUUCUCCAGGCAUCUCCGCUUUCGUAAACUAUAUACUAACCAACCCUUGA